AUGAACGGUAGCUUGGCGAACGGAUUGAACGAGGGCCUUAAUGCCCCACCGCCAAAGAUCGCCUUCGAUCGGAGCAUUUCCGCGUACAGUGAGCGGGAUGUGCAGUGUGGCUUUUGGGUGUGCCGUGGACCGUUCUGGCAGCGGCUCGCCAGCAAGAAGCUGUACGUGCUGCUGUUCGGGCUGAUUGGGUGCAUCCUUAACUCCACCACCUCGUACUUCUACGGCACGCUUACCACGGUGGAGAAAAGCAUCCAGAUAUCGUCCCGCACGGUCGGCAUAAUAACGGCCGGGUCGGAUCUAUCGUUCGUGCUGGCGUCGCUGUUCCUUUCGUACUAUGCGUCGAACCGCCGGAAACCGCUGUGGAUUGCGAUGGGAAUCGUCAGCAUGGCACUGUCCUGCUUCGUGAACGCGCUGCCGCACUUUCUGUUCUCCAAAGGACAGGAAGAGCUUGUGCAGAAUGUGGGUAAUUGGACGAAAGGUGGAGAUAACCUGUGCCGGGAGGAUCGACUACCUCCGGACUGUUCACUCGACCUGGGCGAUAUACGGCCGCAGCUGGUACUGUUCUUCGGAAGCUUCCUGUCCGGCAUCGGGACAUCGCUGUACUUCACGCUAGGUCUCACCUAUCUCGAUGAUAACGUGCGCAAGGAGAAGGUACCGUUCCUUUCCAGCUUAGCCGCCUUUGGACGACGCAUGGGACCGCUGGUAGGCUUCUCGCUGGCUUCCCUCUGUCUCAAGUACUUCGUGCACGUGGGUGUCGAUCCGGGUUACGAUCAGAGCGAUCCACGCUGGAUCGGUGCGUGGUGGAUGGGAUGGUUAGUGCUUGGCUCUAUGCUCAUCCUCAUUGCUCCAUUCUUCGCCAGCUUCCCGAAGGUUCUACCCCGAACGGCGGAACGCAUAUCCCUGUCACGGCAGGCAAGUCGUACGAGCGGUACCCAUUCGACCGCCGAGGAGGAGGUGGAUGGUGACAGGAAGGUGUCGUUCGGUGACAUGCUGGUGACGGUGCGUCGGCUCAUCACCAACAAGGCGUACGUGUUCAACAACGCGGCCAGCAUCUUCUACUUCUUCGGGUACAUGCCGUUCUUCCUGUUCCAGGCGAAGUACAUCGAGAUCCAGUACCGAUUAACUCCAUCCCAGGCAAACAUGGUUACAGGAUCGGUUUCGCUAGUGUUUUCCGCCCUAGGAAUAUUGAUCGCUGGUAUGGUGAUCCAAAAGCUUCGAGUUACCUCCCGGCAGCUGGCUGGAUGGAAUGUCGUCACGAGCAUUCUGUCGGCGAUAGGCAUCGUUGGUUACGCAUGGUUUGGCUGUUCCGCGCUCAAUAAUGCGGAUAUCGUGGCUAAUUCACAGGACGCUAAUUGUAGUCUUGGCUGUAACUGCGAUUUUGUCAAAUAUGCUCCAAUUUGUGGAAGCGAUGGACAAACGUACCUUUCACCGUGUCACGCUGGAUGUAGAGAGCUGAUGAAAGAUGCUAGUGGAACGACGCUGUACACCAAUUGCUCCUGUAUUCCAAAUCUCGUGACAGGCGGCGGAAACGUUACGUCCAGCUUCGGUUCCGCCAUGCCCGGAAGCUGUCCGGUUGAUUGUUGGACCCCGUUCUACUUCUUUCUCAUUGUGAUGUGUCUGAACAAGUUCAUCGGAGGAACGGAAUCGGCUGCCAAUUUCCUCAUCGGACUAAGGUGUGUGGAGCCCCGCGAUAAAGCGAUCUCAAUGGGGUUCUCGAUGGCGAUCAACACGCUGUUUUCCUUUCUUCCUGCACCGAUCAUCUUCGGUGCGAUCAUCGAUCGUACUUGCGUGCUUUGGGGACGCACCUGCGCCAAACAGGGUAACUGUUGGCUUUACGAUGGCGAAGCAUUACGCGUAUCAAUGAACUAUACGGCGGCCGUGUUUGUCAUCAUCGGGACGUGCUUCGACAUGGGCACAUGGUACUAUUCGAAGAACUUCAAGAUAUUUGAUGAUGCUCCCGGCGAGGAAGACGGCAAGAUCCCGGUGGAAAAGGAGCUUGUUUCGCUUGUAAACAAAGGGAAGGAAGAUCCUGCAGAGGCUACGCGAGUUAACUAA
Messenger RNA from Anopheles marshallii, 2055 nucleotides. RefSeq names its product solute carrier organic anion transporter family member 74D-like. Bases 1 to 2055 code for a protein of 684 amino acids. The record is from RefSeq and is a predicted model, not a curated record. Gene Ontology annotation, cellular component: membrane. NCBI's taxonomy places the organism in Eukaryota, Metazoa, Arthropoda, Insecta, Diptera, Culicidae. Gene Ontology annotation, molecular function: protein binding. Gene Ontology annotation, biological process: transmembrane transport; sodium-independent organic anion transport. The transcript has 6 exons.